Molecule: messenger RNA, 2526 nt
Organism: Elaeis guineensis (African oil palm)
Lineage: Eukaryota; Viridiplantae; Streptophyta; Magnoliopsida; Arecales; Arecaceae
Product: LEAF RUST 10 DISEASE-RESISTANCE proteinUS RECEPTOR-LIKE PROTEIN KINASE-like 1.2
Biological process (GO): protein phosphorylation
Molecular function (GO): protein kinase activity; ATP binding; polysaccharide binding
Source: RefSeq, a predicted model, not a curated record
AACCAACCAUGCCCUCCAGCCCAAUUAGGGUCAAACAAUUCAACAUGUGGCUCGGAUAAAAGAUUUGGAGCCUUCAUAUCCUACCGGUGUCUGUCUGGGAUAAAAUCAAUUUUGUUUCGACAAAGGCUGUCACCAUUGUGUGCUAAAGUCAACGGAACGCCGCUCCUCUUCAAUAAUUAUAGAAGAAUAGUCGAAAAGAAAGUAUCCCGCGUGGAUCGCAUCGACCUUUCCGUGUUCCAAAUCCGAAUCCUGCGAUUUUUCAUUUUUUAGCUUGCGGCCGUCGUUGAUGACCGGUCAUCGCUGCUCUUUUGUUCAGUCCUUUGCCUAGGCUUGGUCAACGAAACCCUCUGGCUUCAACUUCUCCAACUCUUCUUCCCCUCCCUCUCCUUCUCUUCUAUUCUCUUCAUCCCAUAAAAUGAAUCCCAGAAUCUUACUGCGAUCCAAAGGGUCCUUCUCUCUCUUAUUCUUCCUCAUCUCCUCAUUGUUGAGAGAGGGGCUAAUCUUUGCUGCCAACCCAAAAGCAGAAGACUGUGAGCCAAAGAACUGCGGGAAUGGCUUAAACAUAAGCUACCCGUUCUGGCUCCAGGGUCAACACCCGUCUUAUUGUGGGUAUCCGUCUUUUGUGGUGACCUGCAAGAGCUCCGCCCCUGUUCUUAAACUCCUCGGCUAUGACUAUCGUAUCGAGCAGAUCUUCUACGAUAGCAGAUCAGUUCGUGUCACUCGAACUGAUUUCUUCCUUGAAAGCGAUUGCCCGUUCCCAGACUACAAUCUCACGCUCAACCGAACCCUGUUUCAUGUUAACUCAGAUAACAAGAUUCUCUUCUUUCUCUUCAAUUGUUCGGAGGGGCUACGCAGCUACCAAGAGAUACCUUGUCGUAAUGCUAUCACGCCGGCGUAUCUCGUCGGAGAGUAUUCGAUGUCAGAUCGGCUGAGUUUUUACGGUACAUGCGAGUCUGUAAUUGCGCCCGUGUUUUUGGGUUCUGAGAUGGUCAGCGGUGACUAUGCGGAGGUUUUGAAGCUUGGUUUCUUGUUGGACUGGACCCCAGAGGAUUGCACAGAAUGCAGCACGAGCGGGGGCCGAUGUGGAUACGAUUACAACACGGCCAGUUUCAUGUGUAUCUGCCAUGAUAGAACCCAUCUGAGUAGUUGCAGUCACAAGCAAAUGACGAAGACUAUUAUAAUAGGUGUGUGCACUGGAGUCGGAUGCAUCUUGAUAACGUCUGCCCUCUGCCUUAUCUGGUUUAGGUACAAGAAGAGGAAGCAGCAUUCCCCGUCCUCCAAACACCUCAUCCGGAAUUCCUCGGAGCCAUCCCCUAAGAAGGACCUUGAAUUGGGCAGCACCCAUUACCAGACCCAUGUCUUCACCUACGAGGAACUCCUGGAGGCCACAAACCACUUCGAUUCCUCCAAAGAACUCGGUGACGGGGGCUUCGGCACAGUCUACAAAGGAAAGCUUCGAGACGGCCGCGUUGUUGCUGUCAAACGCUUAUAUGAAAACAACUACAAGCGGGUCGAGCAGUUCAUGAACGAGGUCGCCAUCCUCUCCUGCCUCCGCCACCAGAACCUGGUAAGCCUCUAUGGCUGCACCUCCCACCGCAGCCGUGAGCUUCUCCUCGUGUACGAGUUCGUGCCCAACGGCACCGUCGCCGACCACCUUCACGGGCCCCGAGCUAGCGAGCGGGCUCUUUCCUGGCCCAUCCGUUUGAGCAUUGCCAUCGAGACUGCGGACGCGCUCGGCUACCUCCAUGCCGUGGAGCCACAGAUCAUACAUCGCGAUGUCAAAACCAACAACAUUCUGCUCGACGCCAGCUUCCAUGUAAAAGUUGCGGAUUUCGGGCUCUCACGUCUCUUUCCUACUGAUGCCACCCAUGUGUCUACUGCUCCUCAGGGCACACCAGGGUACCUGGACCCUGAGUACCACCAGUGCUACCAGCUCACAGAUAAAAGUGAUGUUUAUAGCUUUGGAGUGGUACUGGUGGAGCUCAUAUCCUCGAAGCCUGCCGUUGACAUCACGCGGCACCGGCACGAGAUCAAUUUGGCCAGCAUGGCGAUCAACAAGAUCCAGAACUGUCAGCUGGAGCAGUUGGUGGACCCGGAUCUUGUGUAUCAGUCGGAUUGGGCGAUAAAGAAGACGAUAACCAUGGUCGCGGAACUGGCUUUCAGAUGCUUGCAAUCGGAUGGAGACAUGAGGCCGCCCAUUAAAGAGGUACUCGAGGUGUUGAGAGAGAUAGAGAUCGAGGGUCACAAGACUCGGAAAGAAGAGGCGACGGAUGCCCGUGAUGAUGCUGGCUUGCUGAAGAACAUUGCACCGUUCUCACCUGAUUCUGUUACGGCUAAGUGGGUGAGCAGGUCUACCACACCUAACACCAGCUUUCCUGUGUUUGUGUAAAGGUAUUCAUAAGGCUUCGCUGAUUGAGCUUGAGAUCAAGGGGAAUGUACAUAAUAUGUAGAGUUUCUAUAUUUCGUACAAGUUUUCACUAUUUCUAUGUGGAAAUCUCUAGUCAUGGCUGGAUUGUUCGUUGGUUU